Diospyros lotus (date-plum) is the source of this 3116-nucleotide messenger RNA. RefSeq lists its product as uncharacterized. The transcript has 6 exons. Lineage: Eukaryota; Viridiplantae; Streptophyta; Magnoliopsida; Ericales; Ebenaceae. The record is from RefSeq and is a predicted model, not a curated record. Bases 716 to 2737 code for a protein of 673 amino acids. Gene Ontology annotation, molecular function: protein binding.
AAAUAUAGGAUAAUUUGAUGUAAUUGUUAAAUAGUAGAGAUGGAUCUAAUUAUUUGAAACAUGAGGGGUACUUAUAUUUAUUUAUUUAUUUAUUUUUAUUUCGAAGAAGUUUCUAUAAUUUGUACAGUAAGGUGAGUUUCUACUUCUGAUUAGUCAUAAUAAAUCUAUCAGACAUUACAGUUACAGAUUCAAAGGCCCAAACUUGGCGGGCCUAGAUGGGCCGGGCGGCCCACAGUCAUUUGCUACCCUAAUUGGUGGCAUUAGCUAAUGGUAUUAGAAGAAUAACAGGACUCCUGCUACUAGCUACAGAGACGCUGUAACUGAGGCGAUUCACAGAAGUAAUUAUAUGUUCACUUCUGUAACUCUCAACUUCAUUCAGGAGUUACUGCGUGAUGUGACGGAGCCUUCCCUCGGUAAUUCAUCCUCCGCUCGUUCCAGAUCGAUUUAGGAAUGGCCAUGAGCUCCUGCAAACUGCAGUUCUAUGCGGAUGAGAAGAGGCUUUAACGGGUUGUUCAACUGCUCAUCAAGAUAAUAUUUUAGGGUACAAUCGGUUGUCAACUUUUGCAAGCUUUGACAGGAACAACUUCUUUGGAUUCAAGAACCGAUCCAAAGUAAUUGAAACGCUACUUUGUGGAGUUCUUCUGCAAAGGAUAAAGACUACCUUUGUUAGAAAAUCUCGGUUUGCUUGGGUUUGGGUCCAAAACUUUCAGCUCAAAUGCCUCCUUCAAACUUCCCCCUCCGUUGGGAAAGCACUGGUGACCAAUGGUGGUAUGCUUCCCCAGUCGACUGGGCGGCUGCCAAUGGUCACUUUGACUUGGUCCGGGAGCUCCUCCGCCUAGACGGCAAUAACCUCAUCAAACUCACCUCUCUCCGCCGUAUCCGCCGCCUGGAGACCGUCUGGGAUGAUGAAGAACAGUUUGAUGAUGUUGCCAAGUGCCGCUCUCAGGUUGCCAGAAAACUCUUUUCUCAGUGUGAAACCAAGAAAGCCAACCAAAAUUCCCUUAUCCGAUCUGGGUAUGGUGGCUGGCUUCUCUACACUGCUGCCUCCGCUGGAGACUUGGGUUUUGUUAAAGAACUCCUUGAGAAAGACCCUCUGCUUGUUUUUGGGGAAGGAGAGUAUGGUGUCACUGAUAUACUUUAUGCUGCUGCAAGGAGUGAGAAUUCCGAGCUUUUCAAGGUUGUUUAUGAUUUUGCAGCCUCGCCCAGAUUUUUGGUGGGUGAUGGCAGAGAGAUGGAGCACGUUGUGGAGAUUCCCUCUGCUUAUAAGAGGGAGAUGAUGAACAGGGCUAUUCAUUCUGCUGCGAGAGGAGGCAAUUUGAAGAUCCUGAAAGAAUUUCUUGGCGAUUGCUCUGAUGUUUUGGCUUUUAGGGAUGUGCAGGGCUCAACCAUCUUGCAUGCAGCUGCUGGAAGAGGCCAGGCUGAGGUAGUGAAAUAUCUGAUAUCAUCCUUCAAUAUCAUCGACUCCACAGACAAUAAUGGCAACACAGCAUUGCAUGUGGCUGCUCACAGAGGCCAGUUAGCCGUGGUUGAAGCUCUAAUUUUGGCAUCUCCUUCAUCCAUCUAUCUAAAAAACAAUGCUGGAGAGACUUUCUUACAUAUGGUCAUGUCUGGUUUCCAAACUCCCAGUUUCCAUAGAUUGGAUCGUCAGAUCGAGCUCGUGAAGCAACUGGUUUGUGGAAAGUUGUUCGAUGUGGAAGGCAUCAUAAAUGCCAAGAAUACCGAUGGUAGAACUGCCCUUCAUGUGGCCAUUGCUGGAAAUGUUCAUUCUGAUUUAGUGGAGCUCCUGAUGAGUGCCCGUUCAAUCAACGUGAACAUCCGCGACUCAAAUGGCAUGACCCCACUUGAUCUCCUCAAGCAACGACCACAUUCUGCCUCAUCGGAUAUACUAACAAGGCAGUUAAUUUCAGCAGGGGGAAUCUUCAGUUGUCAAGACUAUACGGCUAGAAGAACCAUAGCCUCUCACCUAAGGAUGCGAAGUAUCGGCAGUCCUGGAACUUCUUUCAGAAUCUCUGAUGCAGAAAUCUUCCUGCACACAGGCAUUGACAAUGUUUCGGAUGCCAGUGGCAGUGCAGGACCGAGUUCAUCAACCGAACUGAGCCAACAACACGACUCUACUGUGGAGAAUCGCAAUGCACCGGAUUCAGGGGAUCAUAAGAAGCCAACUCCUGUAAACCAUGCAGCACAAGGAUUGAAACGCCUGUUCCAUUGGCCUAGAAGGAUGAAAGAAAGAAAGAACGCGAGGCUCAAGAAAAUGGCAGAGAGAAAACCAGCGAGUACUUUGGAUGAGACUCCAAUCCCACUUCGACAAAGGUUUUCAAGGCCACCGCCAUCGCUUCCCAACAACAAGAGGACCCUUUCUGUGAGAAGUAACCUCCCAAGUCCAACAGCCAAGAAGAGGCUCGCUUCAGGAUUGGUGCAGGGCGUGAUGCAGGCCGUGCCACAGGUUGGCUGUCAACGUCGAUCACGCUCAAGCUCCUUCUCCAAAUCGUCCCUGUCAUCGCCGACUUCCUUGGACAAGCAAAUGGGGUUGUAUGGGGAGAGUGAUGUUGCAGGAGCAGGGCCGUCUUGUUCUUGCUCGAAUCAGGUAAGCAAUGAUAGAACACCACCACCACCACCACCACCCAAUCUCCAUCGCAGGCAAGGGUCUCUGAGUAAGAGUUUCUUAUGCUUUGGGGCACCAAGUGUGUCUGGGAAAGAGCAAGCUCACAACUGGCAAGAUCUUCCCCCAAUGGCUUGACAGCCAGCCAAGGCCGCCUUGCUGCUGCUGCUGCUGCUAAUUGAGCAACAUAACAGAAGACACAAGAAAGACACUACUGAUAUAACCACCUCUUGAGUUCUCUCUCCUUUAGUUUACCUACUUGUAAGCUAAUUGCUGAAUGACUUUCUAUCUGGACCCAGUGUUUCUUUUUAUAAUUCCGAGUCAUUUGCCCAUCCAUGGAGAGAGGCUACUGUUUUGCUGGAGUUUAUUGUUGUUUAUUCGGGCCUUGGGACUCUGCUCGGUUAGUCUGAAAUGUAUAAAUCUCUGGCGUCCCAGACAUUUAUGCAUUCCAUCCUUUACCUAUGCCCUAUGUGCAUUCCUAUUUUAUACUUUUGAAUUUGAAUUAUUUAUGAUCUAA